UUCAAAACGUUGACAAAUCGUCGUAAUAUGUUCUUGAACACCCCUCCAACGAGUUUAGCUGUCGAAAAGCAUUGUGGGAUAGCAUGCCGGUGGAAAGCUUCUCGAAGGAACUGCAAAGAUGAUGCCCACACCAGUUAUCCUACUCAAGGAGGGGACAGAUACGUCUCAAGGCAUUCCCCAGCUCAUCAGUAACAUCAAUGCCUGCCAGGUGAUUGCUGAGGCUGUCAGGACCACCCUGGGGCCCAGAGGGAUGGACAAACUGCUGGUGGAUGGCAGAGGCAAGGCCACAAUUUCCAAUGAUGGAGCCACCAUCCUGAAACUACUAGAUGUGGUUCACCCUGCAGCUAAAACGCUGGUGGACAUCGCUCGCUCCCAGGAUGCUGAGGUUGGGGAUGGCACUACCUCUGUCACUCUUCUGGCUGCUGAGUUCCUGAAGCAGCUGAAGCCCUAUGUGGAGGAGGGUCUCCACCCUCAGACCAUCAUCAGAGCAUUUCGCACUGCUACUAACCUUGCUGUCAGCAAGAUCAAGGAGAUUGCCAUCUCUGUGAAGAAGGAUGACAAGCAAGAGCAGAGGCAGCUGUUGGAGAAGUGUGCCGCCACAGCACUAAACUCAAAGUUAAUUGCGGGUCAGAAGGACUUCUUCUCUAAAAUGGUUGUGGAUGCUGUCAUGUCUCUGGAUGAGCUUUUGUCCCUGAAGAUGAUUGGCAUCAAGAAAGUCCAAGGAGGAGCUCUUGAGGAUUCCCAGUUGAUCUCUGGGGUUGCAUUCAAAAAGACAUUCUCCUAUGCUGGAUUUGAGAUGCAGCCCAAACGUUAUGAGAAUCCAAAAAUUGCGUUGCUUAAUGUAGAACUGGAGCUGAAGGCUGAGAAGGAUAACGCUGAAGUUCGGGUGAAAUCUGUGGAGGAUUACCAGGCCAUUGUGGAUGCAGAGUGGAACAUCUUAUACGACAAACUUGAAAAGAUCUAUCAGUCAGGAGCUAAGGUGGUUUUGUCGAAGUUGCCCAUUGGUGAUGUGGCCACCCAGUACUUCGCUGACAGAGACCUGUUCUGUGCAGGCAGAGUGCAGGAGGAGGAUCUGAGAAGGACCAUGAUGGCCUGUGGAGGCUCCAUCCAGACCUCAGUAGGAGCAAUGACUGACGACGUCCUGGGACAGUGUGAACUUUUUGAGGAGGUCCAGGUUGGAGGAGAAAGGUAUAACUUCUUUAAGGGCUGUCCCAAAGCAAAGACAUGCACCAUCAUCCUGAGGGGCGGAGCAGAACAGUUUACAGAGGAAACGGAGCGAUCUCUUCAUGACGCCAUCAUGAUCGUACGCAGAGCCAUUAAGAACGACUCCAUCGUGGCAGGUGGUGGAGCCAUAGAGAUGGAGCUGUCCAAGUACUUAAGGGAUUAUUCCAGGACCAUCCCUGGAAAACAGCAGCUGUUGAUUGGCGCAUAUGCCAAGGCCCUGGAGGUCAUUCCCAGACAGCUGUGUGACAACGCUGGUUUUGAUGCCACCAACAUCCUGAACAAACUUCGGGCCAAACAUGCACAGGGUGGUAUGUGGUUCGGUGUAGACAUCAACAACGAGGACAUUGCGGACAACUUCACUGCCUGCGUCUGGGAACCAUCCAUCGUGCGAAUCAAUGCUCUAACAGCGGCGUCGGAGGCGGCCUGCCUCAUCCUGUCAGUUGAUGAGACCAUCAAGAACCCACGCAGCUCUGUGGAUGGACCCCCAGGGGGUGGAAGGGGCAGAGGCCGCGGAAGGCCCCAUGCCCACUGAGACGAGAUGGAAACAAAACCCAAUUUCUUUUUGUAACUGCGAUUAAAAUCCAAAUGCAGGUAGAUGAUCAGGCUACAUAUAAGAAAAGGUGCAGCUGUGUGCACCUGGUCAUGUCCAACCAGCCUUUGGAUUUUAAUUCUAGAUGAAGAGAGGAGUUGAUUUUGGGCAUAGCGGUGUUUCACAUGGCAGAAGCAGUCAAACAAACAAGGGGAAGGAGAAGUGCAUUUUAGUUUGAAGACAUGUUCUUGGAACUUUGUCAAAUAGCUGAAAACCUUCUCCUGUAGUUUUUUCAUUUCAAGCAGUGUCUUUCCUCAUACUCCUCCUCUAGACCAGUUUGUUUUCUGAGCUGAAGGUGUUGUUGCAUCAUUUUCUAUGUUCUAUAACAUGCAAAGUAAAGCACUGAAAGGAUGUCAAACAGUUCUGACUCAUCGGUUACGCUGCGUGAAGCUAUUUAUUGGUUCAUUGUUAACAAUAAAUUCACAGCUUAAAUCAAA
This is a messenger RNA of Betta splendens (Siamese fighting fish), 2250 nucleotides long. It is a transcript of the gene cct7, whose product is annotated as chaperonin containing TCP1, subunit 7 (eta). The record is from RefSeq and is a predicted model, not a curated record. Gene Ontology annotation, molecular function: ATP hydrolysis activity; ATP binding; ATP-dependent protein folding chaperone. Gene Ontology annotation, biological process: protein folding. NCBI's taxonomy places the organism in Eukaryota, Metazoa, Chordata, Actinopteri, Anabantiformes, Osphronemidae. The coding region runs from base 119 to 1756 and encodes 545 amino acids. The transcript has 12 exons. Gene Ontology annotation, cellular component: chaperonin-containing T-complex.